This is a messenger RNA of Gallus gallus (chicken), 3323 nucleotides long. RefSeq names its product minichromosome maintenance complex binding protein (gene MCMBP). The record is from RefSeq and is marked provisional. NCBI's taxonomy places the organism in Eukaryota, Metazoa, Chordata, Aves, Galliformes, Phasianidae. Gene Ontology annotation, biological process: DNA-templated DNA replication. Gene Ontology annotation, molecular function: chromatin binding.
GAGGAGAAGGCGGAGGGCGGAAGUCCGCGGCCCCCGCUCUGGGCUGGUGAGCGGGAGUUGGCGACUGCAGGGCGCUGGGGAGGCGGCGGUGGCGGCGGCAGCAGCCCUCGCUCGCUUCGCUCCCACCAUGCCGUGCGUGGCCGACUGGCUCAACAACCCCUUCAGCAUCGUGCAGGGCAUCUUCGCCCAAAAUACUCCAAAUUCCGACUGGGAGAAGAAGGUAACUGACUACUUCAAAGAGAAAUUAAAGGAAAAUAAUGCUACUAAUUGGGUCCCGUCGCUGAAUGAUGUUCCUGUGCAUUACCUGAAGCCCAACAGUUUAGUGAAAUUUCGCUGUAUGGUUCAAGAUAUGUUUGAUCCUGAGUUUUAUAUGGGUGUAUAUGAAACAGUUGACCCAAACACAAAUGCACGUGUUUUGCAUUUUGGUAAAUACAGAGAUGUGGCAGAAUGUGGGCCACAGCAGGAAAUUGAUAUGAACUCCUCACAAACAGUCACCUUGGAAAGACAGACGUUCUACUGCGUUCCAGUGCCUGGUGAAUCAGCAUGGGUGAAAGAAGCAUAUAUCAGUGCCAGCCAAGCUCGAGUUAGUCCUUCAACAUCCUACACACCAAGUCGCCACAAGAGGAGCUAUGAGGAAGAUGAGGAUAUGGAACAACAUCCAUCUAAACAGAAAGAGCAACAUAUGGGCAGUGGAGGCGAUAGUCAUGGAUGUGGGGAGCCAAAAAGAUUAGAAACUGAAGCUUCUGCAGGUCAUCAUCUCAUUUCUCCCAACUGUUCCCCUCCUCUUGACUUAAAUUUUCCACUGCCGGGGGAGAAAGGACCAGCAUGUCUUGUAAAGGUAUAUGAGAGCUGGGAUACCUUCAAAGUCAAUGAUGUUCUGGAGGUGUAUGGUAUUUUGUCUGUGGAUCCAGUGCUGAGUAUAGUGAACAGUGAAGAGAGGGAUAGCUCAACGCUCGAUCCUAUGGAGUGCAUGGACACAGCAGAAGAGCAGAGAGUACACAGUCCUCCAUCCUCAUUAGUCCCCAGAAUCCAUGUGAUUUUGGCACAUAAAUUGCAACACCUUAAUCCAUUACUGCCUGCUUGCCUUAAUGAAGAAGAGAGUAAAACCUUUGUUUCUAAUUUCAUGUCUGAGCUGUCACCAGUUAGAGCAGAGUUGCUUGGGUUCCUCACACAUGCCCUCCUGGGAGACAGUUUGGCUGCCGAGUACCUUAUACUGCAUCUCAUCUCUACAGUUUAUGCAAGACGAGAUGUGCUGCCUCUGGGAAAAUUCACAGUCAACUUGAGCGGAUGUCCAAGGAACAGCAUCUUCACAGAGCACAUAUACCGCAUAAUCCAGCAGCUCGUUCCAGCAUCCUAUCGCCUACAAAUGACGAUUGAAAAUAUGAACCAUUCACGAUUUAUCCCACGCAAAGACUACACAGCUAAUCGCUUAGUCAGUGGAAUACUGCAGCUUGCCAGCAACACUUCCCUUGUAAUAGAUGAGACUCAGCUUGAGCAAGGACAGCUUGACACAAAAGGUGUGCACAAUGUGAAAGCAUUGGGUAAUCUGAUAACUUGGCAGAAAGUGGAUUAUGACUUCAGUUACCACCAGAUGGAAUUCCCAUGCAAUAUUAACGUUCUUAUCACCUCAGAGGGCCGAUCGCUCCUACCGUCAGAUUGCCAAGUCCAGUUACAACCACAGAUAAUUCCACCAAACAUGGAGGAGUACAUGAACAGCCUCCUAACUGCAGUGCUCCCUUCUGUGUUGAACAAAUUUCGAAUUUACCUAAGUUUGCUGAGACUGCUGGAUUACAGUAUAUCUGAUGAAGUGACAAAGGCAGUUGAAGAGGACUUUGUAGAAAUGCGCAAGAAUGACCCUGAGAGCAUAACAGCUGAUGAUCUGCACAGAACUCUGCUUGUAGCAAGGUUCCUGUCUCUCAGCGCGGGGCAGACAACACUGUCAAGAGAGAGGUGGCUGAGAGCAAAACAACUGGAGGCAUUGCGUAAAGCCAGACUUCAGCAGCAGAAGUGUGUUAAUGGAAAUGAACUUUAAUGUUUUGUGGAUGUCAUGAUAAAAAUUUGUCUAAUCCUAGAUGGAACCCAUACUAAGAUUGGGAUAUUGUUUAUACCAGUUUUUUUGUAGAUAAUUUAUACCAAGAUAUUAUGGAUAUUUACCCUUGCAAUCUGAACACACUAUCUCUGUUCAGCCAGCUAAACAUAUUUUAUGAAAUUUUUUUGGAGCCUGUUUUGUAAUUGAGAAUUGGUAACACUGAGCAAAUGAUUUGAUAUUAAAGUUUAAUACUGAAUUUGUGUAAACUCAUUUCCUUUAACAAUAGGAAAAUGUAACUCAUUGCCCUUAUAGCAGGGGUAGGGUCUGCUUGGGAAUAACUAGGGUAUGAUUCUUGAGUUGUGUAAGUUGGAGGACCAGAGGCAGCUGCUGAGCACUUUCUGUAGGUUUAAGUUGGACUUUAGGCAGCCAGGGCUCUGCAAGGUGUGUUGUUUCCCUCUGAGCAGCAGAAUAAUACUGAUUAUAGUGCAGUAUGAAGAAUCAAUUUAAAAUUAUCUAAGAUUCUAGUAUGAAAUUCAUCCCUUUACUUAGAGAAGACUACGGCUAACCUACAAGUCCCUCUAAUGAGCUUUAUUCUGAUACAGCUUGAAGUGUAACAGGACAACUGAUACUCAUGUACUCAUAUAAGCCACAUCUUACUAUCUACAUUAUUAGUAAUGCAGUGGUUUGUAUGAAUAAUAUCAAUUAAGUAUUAAGAGUGGUCUCUAUCUUAUACUGUACAGUUUGCACUGAUGGUCACAAGAAUCUCCCCUGCCCUAAUAUGAUUUGCAGAACUGGUGGAACAAAAGUGGUUUGAGUGAAAUACUGAACUAAUACGGAGUAAUCCAUAAAGAUGGUACAAGGGUAGGGCUUCUGUCCCCGUGGAGAACUUAAAGAAAAAAUAUAUGAAUCAGUGCUACAGGUAAUUCUAGAUAAGCCUAAAUAUUCAAUUCUUUUGUGAACUUUACAUUAAGCCUAAACCACCUUACUUUUUGAGUGAGACUGUUAACAGGAAGCUGCUAGUUUAUUCCAUUUUCUGUUCCAAGCACAAUGGUAGCUGCACAGAAACAAAAUAGUUUUUUUUGUCUGCAACUUAAUGGUACUCAAUUAUAAAAGUUUUUUGAAUACACUUUUGACAUCAGCCAAUAUUGUUUUUUCAGCUUAAAGAUGUGUUUAUCUAAAACCUGGCUCCAGUCUGGGAAAAAUGCAAAAACACAGCCUGUAAAUGUUUUCUUAAUGAAGAUUUUGUUAUGUUACUGUCUCUUCAAGAAAAUAAGAUGCUUGUAGAAAGAACUGA